UAGACAUAGUAUGUCUUGCGUAAAGAAAAUGCUGUUCUUAUUCAAACAAGAUCUUUAUUUAGCCUUGCAAGUCUUUGUUCAACUGCUAUGGAACUAUGAUUCAUUCAGUCCAGACAGACGGGGGGUGGGGGGCUUGUGAUUUAAUCACAAGCUCUUUUUAAUACCGCUCACUGGCUAAAUAUUUGUAAAACAGACAGACAGAUGUAAAGGGUGACCAAUAGCAUUGAUUUAUUGAAGAAAAACUAAACAAAACAAAACACCACCACCAAAAAAGGGGCACUUUGGGGUGUAAGGGGAAAAAGGGCAUGUGCUCUGCACAGGUUGAGCCUUACCUGUGCACGUGCCUGACAGCAUACAAGCAUUACAUCACUGUGUUGUCUGAAGGCUCUCGGGAGAUGAACCAGAAGAUAUAUUUGAAUUUGGUGAUACAGACAGUUAAUGAUCAGUGAGACAGAACAAGGACAACCACUUAGUUCACCACCUUUCAGAUAGUCACAGUCAUUGCUUGCUCUGGCUCUAAAACUUUGGACACUUUUGUAACUUUUAUUUAUACAGGUCUGUGACUCUGUGAAAUUUGUAAAGGUAUUUUUCCAAUUUCUGAAAAUAGUUGUUAAAAGAGUGUAAUGACAAUUUUUUAAAUGUCUUAUUAUGCCUAUGUCUUUGUGGUCAUUUCUAUUUUCAGCCUGUUCAAAACACUUAACACAAAGCUGCAAUGAGUUCUUUAAAUGCAAGUUUUCCCCAGAAUAUCUCCAUUGUUCGCCCUGAAUACUUUUUCAUCAUUGGACUUUCAGGUAUACCAUACAGCAGUUAUUACUAUAUUUUCUUAUUUGUAACAUAUUUUCUUACUAUGAUUGGGAACUCUAUAGUGCUUCUCAUUAUUGCUCUUGAACGAAGUCUGCACAGUCCAAAGUACAUUGGUGUUUUUAACUUGGCCUUGGCUGACAUUGGUGAAACUAAUGCACUGAUUCCUAACAUGAUGAAGACUUUUCUAUUUGACUCACAGUAUAUCUCCUACAAUGCUUGUUUGAUCAACAUGUUUUUUGUGUUCCUAUUUAGUACUAUGCAAAGUUUCACUCUUCUUGUUCUGGCAUAUGAUCGCUUCAUUGCAAUUUGUUUGCCAUUAAGAUAUCAUGCCAUUGUUAACAAUACCAAUAUGACUUUAGUUCUCUCAGCAAAAUGGGCAUUUAAUUCUUCUGUUGUGGCCUUGAUGGUGUCUUUGAUCACUCGAAUUUCAUUCUGUGAAUCCAAUGUGAUACAGAGUUAUUUUUGUGAUCACGGACCAGUGUAUAGGUUGGCAUGUAAUAACAAUAGCAUUAAUAGGUUUAUGGGAUCCUUCAUCACAACAUUAUACCUUGUAGUCCCAUUGAUAAUUAUAAUCCUGUCAUACCUUGGCAUUUUUCUUGCUUUAAACAAAAUUACAACUUGGGAAAGUCGUUUAAAAGCACUGAAGACCUGUGUUUCUCACCUGUUGUUAGUAGGGAUGUAUUUCCUCCCCAUAUCCUGUGCAUACAUUGCUGCAUUCAUGCUUUCUCUUGCUCCCAAUGCAAGGGUCAUCACUACAUCUCUGGCAUAUGCUGUUCCACCAAUGUUAAAUCCUAUCAUUUAUGUUUUAAACACAGCUGAAAUCAAAGACAUAAUGCAAAAAAUGUUUAAAAACAGAUCUGUACCAUCUAGAGACAUUUCAAAAUGA
Messenger RNA from Onychostoma macrolepis, 1690 nucleotides. RefSeq names its product olfactory receptor 52E4-like. The record is from RefSeq and is a predicted model, not a curated record. Gene Ontology annotation, cellular component: membrane. Gene Ontology annotation, biological process: G protein-coupled receptor signaling pathway. The transcript has a single exon. Bases 713 to 1690 code for a protein of 325 amino acids. NCBI's taxonomy places the organism in Eukaryota, Metazoa, Chordata, Actinopteri, Cypriniformes, Cyprinidae. Gene Ontology annotation, molecular function: G protein-coupled receptor activity; olfactory receptor activity.